AUGCCAAUGGCAAUGCCAAUGGCGGGUGUGUCUUGGGAGCUUCGGGAGGAGUUUGACCCACAACCAAUCAUGGCGGGGUCCUCGUUCGGGGACUCCCAAAUGCGGUGGGGGGCCCCCCAGCGCUCUAUUUCCAAUGCAAACGACCUGUCGAGCUCCGAGGGCGAAUUCGCCCCCCCCGAGAUCAAAGCUGAGCUCGCCCGCUCGUUUUCCCUGCGCAUUCCACGCUCUGAUAAGUCCCCUCUCGCAGAGAACCCCCCCGAGCUCUCGUCCCUCUCUCCGAGCACGCCCAAAACCCCCACCUCCGGCAGAAACCUCCGCAGGUCCAUCUCGCUGAAACGGAUCCUUAAGGGGGGGGACGCUGACUUCAGCGCAGCAGGGAUGUCCCCCUCAAAACUAUCCCCGCAGGACCGGCUUGGUUCCUUUUCCUUUGCCCCAAGCACUGUGAGCCCCACCGCUUCCCCCCAGUUUGCGGCAAAAACGCCGCCGAGCCCGAUUGGAUCUCCUGGGGGGGUGGCGGUUCCAAGCCCCGCUGCGGCGUUCUACGGCUCUCCGGCAGUCAAACUGCAGUCGCCCCUGAGCAGAAGGGACGGCGAUUCGUCGCAGCCAAGUAGAUUGAAUACGGGUGGAACUGCCAGGACGUUGUUUGAGCGACGGGCAGAGAAGCAAAAUCAGGGGGGUAGCGCGGAAGUUGGGGAGGAGAAGGAGGUAGAAAGUUCGUCGGCUCCGAGCGGUGACAUCAGCGAGUUGAGGCCGGAGGAGACGGUUCGAACUUCGGGUGGGGAAGCAGAAAGACCGGCGCAAGGCGGUGGGGGAGAGAUAACUGGGGAAACGGCAAAUUCGGAUGGGGGGGGCCCUUUGCCUGUUACUGAUGAGACGCAGAGUGCCACAUCAGCGCCUGUCGAGGAGAAAAGUUUUAGCGACGUCGUGAACAGUACGCACGAGGAAAUUUUCCGGAGCAUGCUAGAAACCCCCCCCGAGCAGCCGUCGCCCUCCCCCUCAGGGGCAGUUGAUUUGGGCUGGGGACGAGACGGAUCGUUUGCGCUGGCCAACGACGCGGCGCCAGCUGGCGCGCUUAGAACUCGGCCAGAACCCCUGACGCCGGAGAGUGCCGCCAGCGAACCACCGUGGGGGGAAACCAGCAGCUUGGAAAACACCCCCACGCCCGAGAAAAGCGCAAAGCCCGGGCACCGACGGGAGCUGAGUCUGUCGAAUUCGGCACCUCUGAUGGUGACGCCCCUUCAGGGGACAAACUCGGACUUUCCGUUGACGCCUGGGAAUAUGUUGGUGAAGCGAUCAAAUUCAACGCUGGAGGCGCGAGCGCUCCAACGAAUGAAGCAGGACGCCUUCAUCCAGCAGCUCCUGCGCAGCAGCACCGUCAUCGGGCGCGACUACACCAUCAAGGUCGACGUCAGCUCCGCGCACCUCCCCGGCUUCUCCUCGUUCGACCUCUCGGACCCGGGGGACGACGAAGACACGUCAUCUGUCGACACCCCCUCCCGCCUGGCGCUCACCAACUACUCCGAAAGCGGCCACGUCAUCCCCCCCCUCACGAUCGCGAUCCUGAUUGUGGGCACACGGGGCGACGUGCAGCCGUUCAUUGCGAUCGGGAAGAAGUUGCUGGCGUACGGGCACCGCGUGCGGUUGGCGACGCACGCGAACUACCGGGAGUUUGUCACGGAGCAGGGGCUCGAGUUCUUCCCGCUUGGGGGGGACCCAAAGAUUCUCGCCGAGUACAUGGUGAAGAACAAGGGCUUCCUGCCGUCGUGGCCGAGCGAGGUAAAGGAGCAGCGGCGGCAGCUCAAGAGCAUCAUCUUCUCCACGUGGGACGCGUGCACGUCGCCAGACUGGGAAUCCAACGGCCGCAACUUCAUUGCAGAGGCAAUCAUUGCAAACCCGCCCGUCUAUGGGCACAUCCACGUGGCGGAACGGCUGCGCAUCCCGCUCCACGUCAUCUUCACCAUGCCCUGGUCGCCCACCGGCGCGUUCCCCCACCCGCUCGCGCGCCUCACCCAGUACGCCGGCUUCGAGAACCGCCUCUCAUACGCGAUCGUCGACUCCAUCACGUGGCUGGGCGUGCGUGACAUCAUCAACUCGUUCCGCAAGAAGAAGCUCAAGCUUCCGCCCAUUCCGCUGACGGACCGCUGGUCCAGCUCCAUGCUGCAGACGAACCGCGUGCCGUUUGCGUACAUUUGGAGCCCCUCUCUAGUUCCCAAGCCGAAAGACUGGGGCAGCUACAUCGACGUCGUGGGCUUCUGUUUCUUGGACCUCGCCACAGAGUACAAGCCGCCCCCCGAGCUCGACACGUUCCUGAAGGAGGGGCCGCCGCCCGUCUUCGUCGGCUUUGGAAGCCUGCCGGUAGGCGACCCCCAGAAGAUGACGGCGAUCAUCUUUGAGGCGCUUCGGAAAACGGGGAUGCGGGGGAUCGUGCAGAAGGGGUGGGGGGGUCUCGGGGAGGGCGUUCCCGCCCCCCCGACCGUGCAUAUCGUCGGAAACUGCCCCCACGACUGGCUGUUUCCGCAGUGCUCGGCGGUGGUGCAUCAUGGGGGGGCGGGGACUACUGCGGCCGGCCUGCUGUCAGAGUGCCCCACAACGGUAGUUCCAUUUUUCGGCGACCAACCCUUCUGGGGAGACGCCGUUUUCACUCAAGGUGUUGGCCCGAAGGCGAUCCCGGUCGGCGACUUCAGCCUGGACCGCCUCGUCAAGGCGCUCGAGUUCAUGGCCCGCCCCGAGGUGAAAGAGGCUGCGGUCGUGCUGGCCGCCAAGAUGCGGCAAGAGAACGGUGUUGAUGGGGCGGUUCGCGCUUUCCACAAACAUCUGCCCAAGGAUAUCAAAACCACCGGGCAUAAGAUGCUGUGGGGGCUUACGCGAAAGCAAGCGGCCAGGGCGCAACCAAGACAGUGCGGUUGCUUUGGGUGAUGACCCAAUUGCGGUGUUUUGGAAGUGACUUGCGUAGUCUAUGGCUGGCGUUCAUUGUCCCUGAUUGGGUGCUCCCCGCAGGAAGCGUGAUACUCAGCAGGUUCAGUCAGAUCUUGUAGAUACGGCAGAGAGUAGACCAUACUAAUGUUAUUGGGCCGAAACGAGCCUGAGCGUAACGGACCACGGCUUCUAGUUGCUGCACGCAGAGCUAUCCCCUUCACAACUGUUCUGCAUGAUGUCGUGCAUGAGUGAACGGUUCCAAC
Messenger RNA from Klebsormidium nitens, 3179 nucleotides. Lineage: Eukaryota; Viridiplantae; Streptophyta; Klebsormidiophyceae; Klebsormidiales; Klebsormidiaceae. The record is from the annotation of a GenBank genome assembly.